Molecule: messenger RNA, 3486 nt
Organism: Cygnus olor (mute swan)
Lineage: Eukaryota; Metazoa; Chordata; Aves; Anseriformes; Anatidae
Exons: 2
Coding region: 326-1888 (520 amino acids)
Source: RefSeq, a predicted model, not a curated record
GGACCAGCAGGGUGCUCCCACCCCACCUCCACUGGUGCCUGAUUCCCAGUCCAGGGAAACGGAGGUGCAACGGAAACACCUCCAGGACCAGCAGGGUGCUCCCACCCCACCUCCACUGGUGCCUGAUUCCCAGUCCAGGGAAACGGAGGUGCAACGGAAACACCUCCAGGACCAGCAGGGUGCUCCCACCCCACCUCCACUGGUGCCUGAUUCCCAGUCCAGGGAAACGGAGGUGCCUUUCCCACAUCAAGAAACCCAGGAGACCGUGCACUGCCUUGCCCCAAGAAGGAAAGAAGAGGUGAAACUGGAGCUGCCGACUGAUGGGAUGGGUCCUCGGCAGCAUAGCCCAGCCUCAGUUCCUCAAACGCCUCAGCGACCACCAGAGCCUGAUGUGAUAGUGGUUCCCAUGGUGAAGGACAUACCAUUCCUGGAUGUGGCUGUGAAAAGGCAGCUGGAGCGUCACAUUAUAAAAAUGCAGAUACAGCGGCGCUUUGGACUGCCAACAAAGGUCCUGGCCUAUGAGAAGGACUUCUUAGAACCUAUCCUGGAGCAACAAGAAUCCCAGCCCCUGUCUUCGCAGAGGCACACUGGGCAGCCCUACCGCUCACCCUUCCAGGAGUGGGACAGGUGCACCACAAAGUCAGCAGUGUGGCCCCCUGGUCUGCAGCAAGAGUCUGCAGCCCGGAAGAAUACAUGCACACGAGGGACACAGACACCUGCCCAGUCUGUGCCAGCAGCUAUUCCAAGAGUGGCACAAGGGAUGCCUCAGGAGGAUGGGAAGAGACCACACUGGAAAAGGGAGUCUGGAGGAACAGCCAGAAGCAGCAGCAUGACCAGCAAGAAGACCUUGCCUUGCACCAAAAAGAAGGAUCAGGGCUCUGGGACACAAAGUGAUGGUCAAGGUACUUCCCCUUCCAUCCAGGAAGAGCAGGCACCGCCACUGAGCAAGGGAGCUCCCCAGGGGCAAUCAGAACAGGACUGUGUGAGCCCCACCAUCUCCACUGAGACACAAGAAUUGCAACUGCAGAAGAAUGUUCCCACGGGAGAAGCAGAGCACUCCCAGGAAGGCCAGAGCGGCAUCAGUGGGGAUGUGGGGACACCUGAGCUGCCAUCCAACAGGACAUCUCCUUCAAGAAGUAGUUCCCCACAGACACAACAUUGCUCUGAUGAGACACCCUCAGCUCUGCCAGUGCCUCAAGACUCUGCUGGGACCAGUAUUCAGAUCCCCUACCUGGAAGAGCUGCUCAUGACACUCAUGGACUGCUACACAGCCAGAACGGCUGCUGAAAACCUGCAGAACCAGCUGCUGGCUUUAUGGCUGGAGCAGAACUCAAGCACAGACCAAGCAGCAGAGCCACACGGAAGAUCAAAAGAAUCACAGAAGGGCAAGAGGCACAGCCAGGGUGGAGCUGGCUCCAGGAGACGCUGCCCCAAGUGCAGCAGAUCCCUGCACCACAACCUGCUUGGCAGCGACGACUCCGGGCCUUCAGCUCCAUCUGAGGCUGCAACCGCAGGUGCGGGAAGAGACAGGACAUCAGGAGAGAGGCAUCCACCCAAGGAAAGAGCCAAGAGGAAGCGGGGCCAGAAGGUGACUGCUGCUGACACCCAGCAGCCGGAGGGGAUCCGUGUGUACAGAAAGGUGAUACUGAUCCCUCCAGUUGAGGAGGAGAGGCUUCCAUCCCAGCGAGCCCUUGCCUGGACCCUGCCAUCAGGAGCACGGCGGCUCUCCAGAUGUGCAGCAGCCAGACACAGGAAUCCUAGGACAGAGACACCACCUCUGCCAGGCAGCCUCUGCUGUGUGCUCACCCCCAUCCUCCUUUGCCUUCAGUGUGCCUGGGACACGCUCCGAGAUGCAGGCAAGGCCCUACUUGCCUGCAUCAAGAAGUGAGGUGAGGAGCCUCACGGGAAGAGAACCAACGCUGGAAAGCAGAGUCUCACCAUGGGAUUAGGGGAUUGCUUGGGCUUCCUGCAGAAACGGAAAGCUGCAGUCAUCCCUGCCUGGAGCCACCAGGGAGCAGGAGCUCUCCCAUUAAAUGUGUCUUUCCAAGCGACUUCAUGUGUGUUUCUUCUUUCCUUUGGAGGAGCAGAGGCACCAUUCCCUGCUCACUGCUCGUACCUGCUUGCAUGGGCAAAGUGGGCAGCUCUGUUAGCACCUUUUGGAGGAGAGGCCAGGACUAGGAUGGCACUCCAGGUACCUGAGAGCAGGGACAUAGGGCUGGCCUUCCACCUGAGGCCUUCAGAGGCAGCGUGGGCUGCCCCCCUCCCUGGAAGUCCCCUGCACACCACAGCUACGGUUUGGGUCUGGGAGCAGUGUAGGUCCUUCAGGACAGCAACUGGCAGAGAGAAAGCACGUUGUGUGUCUGCCAGGGACAGAGAAGAUGGAGGCCCCAGUGCCUGUUGUUCUGGCUGCACUAGGACAGGCAGAACAGCAGACAGGCGCCUCUGUGGGCGUGACUUCUGCUUCUUGCUGUGGGAUGGGGUGGGCCCAUCUCCUCCAAACCCCUGCCUCUCCCUUUCAAGGAGGAUCGGGGCUGUGGCAUGGAGGCAGUGACCUGAAAGUCCUGGGAGGGUGCCAGGAUCACAGCCCUGAGCUCUGGGGCUCAGCAGCAGCUCUACUUGCCCUAGCAUGUGCUGAGGUGAGGAAAAGGCCAAGGAGGAGGACAUGAGCAGGAUCCCCAAGCCAUAGCAAGAGAGCAGUGAGAGCUGACAUGGGGGAACACCAGGGAAAAGCUCUUGCAAGUCCCUCUUGCAAGUGCUCUUGCAAAGUCUUGCAUUUCCACACUUACAUUUCACUAAGUGUGGAAAUAUUUAUGACCUUCACUUCCCUAUGCCAAACCAGUAAUUUGGUGCUUAAAAUUCAGUUGAAUUCUCUAAGCUUGGUAACCUGUCCCUGUGAAAGUAGUCAGUGACCAGUGGCCCUGCUUUUAUUUCAGUCCAGGACUUUCCCACUGUUGUCCUUCCCAUUAUCUCCCUGGUACAGCUCGGAAUGAGGGUAAGGGGGUGAGCUGGCUGUGGGGGUUCCUGGCUGCCCAGCCGUGGUGAGCCCUCCACACCUUAAUUCCCUUUUCAGCAAAGGACCAUUGAGUGGUCAUACUCUGGGGAGCAGUGCUCCUCUUGGCUGGGGUGGUCUAAACGGGCUCCCUUGGGCCUUCACCAUUGUCACUGUGUCACCAUCGUUGCUUUGCUGGACAUAUGAGGGCCAUAAAGCGGUUCAUGGUCUCUCAGAAGGGGGAGUGCAGCGCACAACUGGGGGUUCAACCCUACCUAGUGAGAGGCCAGAGGCUUUGCAGGGCCCUGCGCAGGGCCAGCUCUCGGCACUGGGGUGGGCUGGCCAUGGCCCCGCUGCGCUGAGCUGGCCUGGCUGGGCUGGCUGCUGCCUGGUGCUCGGGUGAAGGGCACCUCCUGGGGCUUAGCUCAGCUCGGGGAGGGCCACCUCAUCCCCGCUGUCCCUGCAUCACAAACGUUGCCAUGGCUGAGCGCUGCUGU